Molecule: messenger RNA, 279 nt
Organism: Miscanthus lutarioriparius
Lineage: Eukaryota; Viridiplantae; Streptophyta; Magnoliopsida; Poales; Poaceae
Source: the annotation of a GenBank genome assembly
AUGUCCGCCGCCCAAGGGCUCCUCGCCGACGUCCCAACGCUCCGGAUCUUAGUUGGUCGUCUUCAAGGCCGCCGCGGCCUCCUCCGAUCCCUUCCUUACCCUACUCGUCGACACUUGCGGGCGGCUUCCUGCGCGGCUGCGCGGAGAGGCGAGGGCGGCACCAUCUCCGUUCGUCGUGGCGGGAACCAGGCCUCGCGCGGCGGGUGUUCGGCCGACAGAAUGCCGCGCAGGAGCGCCGUCCCCUGCAACUCACUCGUCAGGCUGGGCCAAGGUAUUUGA